Messenger RNA from Manacus vitellinus (golden-collared manakin), 5023 nucleotides. It is a transcript of the gene SLC30A9, whose product is annotated as solute carrier family 30 member 9. The coding region runs from base 125 to 1741 and encodes 538 amino acids. Gene Ontology annotation, molecular function: monoatomic cation transmembrane transporter activity. NCBI's taxonomy places the organism in Eukaryota, Metazoa, Chordata, Aves, Passeriformes, Pipridae. The transcript has 18 exons. Gene Ontology annotation, cellular component: membrane; nucleus. The record is from RefSeq and is a predicted model, not a curated record. Gene Ontology annotation, biological process: zinc ion transport; transmembrane transport; positive regulation of transcription by RNA polymerase II.
CCGGCUUUUCCUUUAGACUACAGAUCUCACGACAUUUGAAUUCUCCCCAGUUUUGUCCCUCUUCUGGUAGCCACUGACCGCCGAAUUGCAGCAAAUACCCGUUAACGGUUUCGUGCGUGUGUGGAUGAGAUGGAAAACUUCAAUGAAAAGCGGGAGCCUGUCUUAUAUUCUGCCAUGCAAUCGCCUGCCCAUGCAGUUGAUGAGUCAAGUGAGAGUUUACACAUCCAAUGGUCAGAAAAAAGAUCUUGGAUCAGAAGAUACAAAUAGAUCAGCCCGUGAAGAAACACUAAAUAAGGCUGAAACAGGACAAGAUACAACCAAUGCAAGUCAAAAGCAGUCUUCACCUAAACAACCAAUUCAAGUAAAAGUGAAAGCAGUCCUUAAAAAAAGAGAGUACGGACCAAAAUACACCCAAAAUAACUUCAUCACUGGAGUCAGAGCAAUAAAUGAAUUUUGUCUUAAGUCCAGUGAUUUAGACCAGCUGAGGAAAAUUAAACGACGAAGUCCCCAUGAUGACACUGAGACUUUCACCGUAUACCUGAGAUCAGAUGUAGAGGCAAAGUCUCUUGAAGUUUGGGGUAGUCCAGAGGCUCUUGCCAGAGAAAGAAAACGGCGUAAAGAGGCAGAGAUCAAGUACAGAGAAAAUCUAUUUAGAAACCAAAGGCUGUUGUGGGAAUACAGGGAGUUCUUUGGAAAUACUAAGCCACGCUCCAGUACAGCAACUAUGUUUUUCAAGGGACCAGGGAAGGUGGUAAUGGUAGCUAUUUGCAUAAAUGGGUUGAAUUUUUUCUUUAAGCUACUUGCUUGGGUUUACACGGGUUCUGCAAGUAUGUUUUCAGAAGCCAUACAUUCUUUAGCAGACACAUGUAACCAGGCAUUGCUAGCUUUGGGCAUCAGUCAGUCUGCAAGGACACCUGACCCUAGUCAUCCGUAUGGUUUCACAAACAUGCGCUACAUUGCCUCCCUGAUUAGUGGAGUAGGCAUUUUCAUGAUGGGUGCAGGACUUUCUUGGUAUCAUGGGAUCAUAGGUUUACUCCACCCUCAUCCUGUAGAAUCUCUUCUCUGGGCAUACUGCAUUUUAGCAGGGUCAUUGGUAUCUGAAGGAGCUACCCUUCUUGUUGCUAUAAAUGAAAUUCGCAGGAGUGCUCGUGCCAAGGGCCUGUCAUUUUAUCAAUAUGUUGUGCAGAGUCGUGAUCCUAGUACAAAUGUGGUGUUACUGGAGGAUGCUGCAGCAGUUUUGAGCGUGGCUGUAGCUGCUACCUGUAUGGGUCUGACUUCUUUAACAGGAAACCCAUAUUAUGACAGCGUGGGGUCUCUAGGUGUUGGAACUUUGUUAGGAACUGUCUCAGCAUUUCUGAUCUACACUAACACUGAAGCCCUGCUGGGACGAUCCAUUGAACCUGAACAACUGCAGCGACUCACUGAGUUACUGGAAAGUGAUCCUGUAGUAAGAGCAAUUCAUGAUGUUAAAGCCACAGACAUGGGAAUGAGCAAAGUGAGAUUCAAGGCAGAAGUAGACUUUGAUGGACGUGUUGUUACUCGGUCUUACCUGGAAAAACAGGACAUUGAACAGCUGCUACAAGAAAUUCAGCAAGUGAAAACCCUUGAAGAAUUAGAAGCCUUCAUGCUUAAGCAUGGUGACAAUAUCAUUGACACACUGGGAGCUGAAGUAGACAGACUUGAAAAGGACCUGAAGCAACGAAAUCCUGAUGUUCGUCAUGUGGAUUUGGAGAUACUAUAGAGUCAAACAGAAAAAAUCUUCAGGUUGCUACUCCUUUGGAAAGAAGUCAUGUAAAGGGCUGAAGAGCUUCUGAAAUUGCAGUGACCUCAGCACCAUACCUCGCUUACUUAUGCUGUAGGCUUCCUGGACUGUAAGCACUGCUUCUGUUUCUGGAAGAGUGCUAGACUUGCAGACAAAAAUUUCCAUGGCAAAAUCAGUUUUCAAAAGCUACUCGAGUUAAAUUCCACAGGAGAGUCUAUCUGAAUAUAUUUACUGUGAUUCAGAACUUAAGACUUGAGAUUUAGUUAGGCAAAUACAGCUGCCUGAAACUAUAUAACACACUUAGUUUUCCAUUUGUGUCCCUUUGCAGUCAGUUUGCACUUCUUUAGUUUCUUUCAAGAUAUCAUUAAAGGUUCUUGGGAGAUAUUAAGAUUAGCUAGGAGGAGUUUGUUCCAGUGGAACCUGCCAACCUUAAACUAUUUCAAUUGUGCAAUUGUUUCAUAGUUUUUCUUUUCUAUGAGAUAAAUUCUUCCAAACGGGCGCUGGCCUUCUCUCAAGUACUGUGACCUGGAAACCUGCUUUUUGCCACCAUUACGAUUACCAAGAUUACCAACUGCACUUCAGAAAAAUAAGAUUUUUCACCUCAGUGGAGCCAGCUGUAUGGGUUUAGCCAGAGUAUAUUAAGCUACUGUGAAAAAUUACUGUGUACGAAUUUUGGUGCACUUCCUCUUUUUAGUUUUGUUCUUUUUUCCCCUGCUCUGACACUUGUUUUCUUAUUUGUAAUUAUCUUCAGAUGUAAUCUGAGGGAUAUUUAUGGUAGUGCUUAUUAAAAGUUACCUAGCAUUUUUGGCUUUUUAUAUUUUAAUAGGCUCUAUUGCCAGAUAUGGUCUUUUCUAGAAGGUGCGAGAGAUGUAGUUGGAAUACACAAUAGUAAAAAAUGAACUAUUUAUAAUUAAACAAAUGAAUACAUUAUAUUCUUAAUUUAUUUAUCUCUAGAUAUUAUUUGUUAUCUGAAUUCAAAACCAUUUUGUUUUUUAAAAGUUGACCGUACUUGUUUUGGAAAGUAAAGUAAUUCUAUCAGUGGUCCUCAACAAUCCUGAGAGAAGGUCUUAGUUUAUAACUUUGAAAUAUUGAUUUUAGCACUGUAUAUAAUUGGCCUCAAGGCUUUCUGCAGUAGGUACCCAAGUUGUAUCAGACUCUUUGAGACCCAGUCUUUAUUAAUAAGGCCAUGAGUAUUGAGCACAAAGUUGAAAUAUAAGUGGAAUAACUGUAUAUAAGUAACACUGAGAAAAUUUGUUUAUGCACUUUAACAUAAAAUUUGCUCAUGGGUGAAAGGUAGUAAUAAGACCAUCCUAGUAACUCAGUUGCUGAAUAAUGACUGACUUGCUGAAGGAAGAAAUGUUGAUAUGAAAUACAAGUCUUCAAAAAUCAAUUUAAAAUUAAAUUGUAAGCAUUGCAGCAAAUAAUUUUGGAGACCAAUAUGUCCAGAUUUGACUAAAAGCUUUUUAGAAUUUUUUUUUCAUACUAAGUGUCACUUACACAGUGAAUUAUGAGAAUUUAAAAUAGCAUGCCUUUUUGGCAACUGCAAAGCAUUUUGCAUGCUGGUCAUUUUAAGUAGAAAAACAUUCCAGAGUUAAGUUACUCUUCAGUACCUUUGUCCAUAAUCCCUAUUCACUGGUGGCUUCUUUAUAGUAUAAUACCUUACUAUGGCUAAUUCAAAAAAAAGCUUGCUUUAUCUGGUUUUCUCCUUUUGUAGAACUAGUUAGUAUAUUUAAGCCUGAUGAUUUGAAAUGCAGUUCAAAGGUAAUUUGGAAGUCUCCCAUAUCAAAUAUUAAGGCAUAUUUUAGCACCUUAUAAAUAAUUUACCUUCUCACCUGGCCAUGUAAAAUUCAUCUCAUCUCAGUAUGCACUCUGCUGGUAUUAGUCUUAUUCAUGAAGAGCACUGGAAUCUGGUAACGCAUACCCUGUUUUCUUUUCCCUAGAAUCUUUAUAUAGAUUUUGAAUUUGAAUAAACAUGUUAGUAAGCCAGUCAUUCCAGAAAUCUUAAAAACCUGAAGAGAAGUAAAACUGGGAAAAUAUUCUUCCUGUGGAGGUUAGUGAAGACAGCCAGUGUGAUCGAAGUGGUUUGUGUGCUGGAGUUACUGAUGAAUGAGUAGUGCCAGUAAGCACUUUGCAGGGCAGAAGUUUCCCUGCAAGGUUAGUAAAUGUUAUCUCAAUAGCAAAGGGUUCCCAUAUUGUUUUCAAGAAAAGACAUGAGUUUAUAUUCUUACAGGACAUCUGCUCCAAGAGCCUAUAAAAAUGUUUUUUUUUAUUCAUCAGAGAUGUAAUUCAUCUGAAUUCUGAUCCUAAUUUCCUUAUUUGAAUCAGAAGAAUACUCAUCCACACACCUUUUGUUUGUAUUCCAAGAUAGAAUUAACUUCCUUGUUUCCCAGUUUCAUUAUUAAUUAUAGCAACACAGUAUGUUAAAUUUAAGAAGCCAGAACUUGAAUGUUUUUAGGUAUAUUACAGUCAAGCAGUUUGAGGACCCAGUUCCAUUUUUAAAGUGCCCUGGAUGGUGACGUAGCACAAAAGGGCAUGCAGACUGGUUUCAGCAGUACCCUGUAAGUUUACAUGUCAUGCAGGAUGGAAAAUACUGAUUCAUGUAGCCUGUCAGGUUGGAAAGGAAAAGUAAUUCCAAGCUGUUACAUUUUAAUUUUUAUGUUAGAAUUUGCAGAUUGCUUUUAACACUUUUGUUAUUUUUACUGCUUUUUUCAUUAACUGUGUUUAUAGUAAAAAACUUGAGGUGAUGUGGGUCCAGGACUUAGUUUACUUUUGUUUUAAUGUUUUUUGGGGAAAAUUAUUAGCAAAUACAUUUACAUUAUAGAAUCCUCAGAAUUAAAGAAAACUUAAAAAGUGUGGAGGAGUGAAUUUUUUCUUUAUCACAAAUGCAAUUGCAUGAUGAUUCUUUUUGGUUGAUUUUAAAGAAAAGGAGUAGGGAUUUACCUACCAAUGAAGUUAUAUUCUAGGAUUUUUUCAAUUAAAGUGUGGUGUUUUAAAAUAAUUUAUUUUUGUAGACUGACCUUGCAGGUUCUGGUUUUUCAAAUUGUGUUCAAAAUAAUACUUCCCUCUCUGCUUUGUGGAAGGUUGCUUACAUGCUGUGCAGUGUCUCAUAAUUCUCUAAAACUUGCAAUGUGUGAAAAAAAUUGUCUUUGUGUUCCAAUAUACUGAAUGAUCUUAUGUAUUUUAAGUCCAGGUUGGCUGGAUGCUAAUAAUGUGUUUUUCUGUAGAAUUUUUUUUCUGUAAGAGAUAAAAUUUUGAAGUGAU